GCCGCCGCCUCGUCGCCCGUGCUGUUGCUUCUGGGGGAGGAAGACGAGGACGAGGAAGGCGGGAGCAGGCGGCGCAGGGGGCUCGGGCGGGUGGAGGAGAAGCCCCGAGGGGGAGCCGAGGAGGAGGAUGACGAAGAGGAAGACGAGGACGAGGAGGUGGUCGUCGAGGUGGUGGACGGCGACGACGACGACGACGAUGGCGAGUUGCGUUUCGUGCCGCUCGGACCCGGUCGUGUGGUCCCCAAGGGCCCGGCCCGGGGCGCCUUGAAGGUGGGGAGUAUUAAGCGGGAAAUGACCUUCACGUUUCAAUCAGAGGACUUAAAACGUGACUCUAGUAAAAAAAUGUCUCAUCACUUGUUCCCUUUGGCCAUGGAAGAAGAUGUGAAAACAGCAGAUACCAAAAAAGCCAACCGAGUCAUCGACCAUGAGAAAGAAAACACUCGAUCCAUUUGUCUCCUUGAGCAAAAACGAAAAGUUGUUUCUUCCAAUAUUGAUGUUCCUCCAGCAAGAAAAUCUUCAGAAGAACUAGACAUGGACAAAGUGACUGCAGCAAUGGUACUAACCAGCUUGUCAACUAGCCCUUUGGUUCGAAGCCCUCCUAUGCGGCCAAAUGAGGGCCUCAGCGGAUCCUGGAAGGAGGGGAGCUGCGUGCCUUCCAGCAGCAGCAGCAGCGGCUACUGGAGCUGGAGUGCCCCCAGUGACCAGUCCAACCCAUCCACGCCGUCGCCACCACUGUCUGCCGACAGCUUCAAACCCUUCCGCAGCCCGGUGCAGCCAGAUGACGGCAUUGACGAGGCCGAGGCCAGCAACCUGCUCUUCGAUGAGCCAAUUCCCAGGAAAAGGAAGAACUCCAUGAAGGUGAUGUUUAAAUGCCUCUGGAAGAACUGUGGCAAGGUGCUGAGCACUGCCGCAGGUAUCCAAAAACACAUCCGGACUAUUCAUCUCGGGCGUGUUGGAGACUCUGACUAUAGUGAUGGAGAAGAAGAUUUCUACUACACUGAGAUCAAGCUCAACACAGACUCCAUGGCAGAUGGACUGAGCAGCCUGGCCCCAGUGUCUCCCUCCCAGUCCCUGGCGUCACCUCCUACUUUCCCCAUCCCUGACUCAAGCCGGACAGAAACUUCUUGUGCCAAAUCUGACACUAAACUGAUGACACCAUUGAGCCGCUCAGCUCCUACUACGCUCUACCUCGUGCAUACUGACCAUGCUUACCAGGCCACACCCCCUGUGACCAUUCCGGGAUCAGCCAAGUUCACCCCUAACGGCAGCAGCUUCAGCAUUUCUUGGCAGUCUCCUCCAGUCACUUUCACAGGCCUUCCAGUGUCACCAACACAUCAUCAUCCAGUGGGCACAGGAGAACAGAGGCAACAUGCCCACACCGUCCUGUCCUCCCCACCCAGAGGGAUGGUCAGCCUGAGGAAGCCCAGGGGAGAGGGCAAAAAGUGCCGGAAGGUGUAUGGGAUGGAGAAUCGGGACAUGUGGUGCACGGCCUGCCGCUGGAAGAAGGCCUGCCAGCGGUUCAUCGACUGAGCCAGCCAUGGGAGCUGUGCCUGAGCUGCUCCUUCGCUCGCCUUCCACCGCAGGUGUUGGAAAGAGUUUCUCCUUCAGAACGGAGGAGGCCCAGGGAAAUCCCUUCCAGGAACUGUCGUGGAAUUACAGCAAAAA
Dipodomys ordii (Ord's kangaroo rat) is the source of this 1665-nucleotide messenger RNA. RefSeq names its product zinc finger protein 704 (gene Znf704). The transcript is spliced from 9 exons. Bases 292 to 1530 code for a protein of 412 amino acids. Lineage: Eukaryota; Metazoa; Chordata; Mammalia; Rodentia; Heteromyidae. Gene Ontology annotation, molecular function: DNA-binding transcription factor activity; RNA polymerase II cis-regulatory region sequence-specific DNA binding. Gene Ontology annotation, cellular component: nucleus. The record is from RefSeq and is a predicted model, not a curated record. Gene Ontology annotation, biological process: regulation of transcription by RNA polymerase II.